Messenger RNA from Anoplopoma fimbria (sablefish), 3234 nucleotides. It is a transcript of the gene rgs19, whose product is annotated as regulator of G protein signaling 19. The record is from RefSeq and is a predicted model, not a curated record. Lineage: Eukaryota; Metazoa; Chordata; Actinopteri; Perciformes; Anoplopomatidae.
AUGUGCCUCCGAAAGAGCAGCGGAUACCGCCCUCCGGACCUUAUUAAUGCCAAGAUUUACACUGGUCCAAUCCCGGCCGAGCGAGGGGGCGAGCUGGAUGGGGGAGGUCGCAGCGAGACCUCUGCACUGAGCGGGACGGGAGGGGGGGGCAUGACCACUACCCAGAAUUCCCAACGGCCCAACGCCUGCUGCUUCUGCUGGUGCUGCUGUUGCAGCUGCUCAUGGAAUGAAGAGGAGAGGCGGAGGAGGAGGAAGAGAAUAUCACAGGGCACCAAGAUGGAAACCAUACCAAACUGUGAAUCUUGCACCAGACCCUCAGCGGAAGAGAUCCGUCUGUGGUCUCAGUCUUUCGACAAGCUGAUGAAGAACCCUGCGGGUCGAAAUGUUUUUCGUGAGUUCCUGCGGACGGAGUACAGUGAGGAGAACAUGCUGUUCUGGUUGGCCUGCGAAGACAUCAAACAAGAAAUCAACAAGAGCGCCAUUGAGGAGAAGGCACGCUCCAUCUACGAGGACUACAUUUCCGUACUGUCGCCAAAAGAGGUGAGUCUGGACGCCCGAGUUCGAGAGGUGAUCAACAGAAAGAUUCAGGACCCGACGCCUCACUCGUUCGAAGACGCCCAGCUACAGAUCUACACGCUGAUGCACAGGGACUCCUACCCACGAUUCCUCUCCUCCAGCAUCUACAAGUCGCUCCUUCACGGCGGCUCGCGUACCUCCUCUGAAUCCUAGUCCCUCACCACCUCCCUUGAUGCCAGACCAUUUCAUCACUUCUCCAGCACAAAACUUUCCCAAAAAUGAUCAGACAGCUCCUCGCCUCCUCAGUUCACUUCUGAGAAUCUCAAAUCUCUCCGAUUACUGCCAAGACUGUCCUCUUUUCUUUUUUUUUUCUUCUCCAUACCCUCAACGUUAAGUAUUGUUACCAAGACCUUCCUUCCUCCUCUCAGCUUUCAUCCCCGGUUGACUCCUCUCUCCUUUAUUUCCCCUCUUCUCUCUUUGUUCUCAUUAAAUCUUUAUUUUUUUGCACUCCGAUCCCACUUUUUCUCCCCCCACUCUUCCCACAUUUCACUAGUAAACUCAUCAACAUAAUAUACAAGUAUUUGUCAGGUAAUAGUUGCAUUUUUUUUUUUAUUUGAUUGAAAAAAUUUUGUGUUAUUUGAACAAUAUCUUCUUUUAUUUUUUGUCAGGAGGGAAAUAUUCAUAAAUAAUUUUGUCAAAUUUAAAUUAACUCUUUGUAAUUAUUUUCUAUUUUAAUUAACACGGCCGAUGACAAUAUUUGACACAUAGCCCAAUAUUGUUUUUUAAAAUGAACUCCCCCACAGCCUUACAAACAAACAUUUGUUAUUAAUAGUUUGACAGUGUCAAACAAGGGUCCACUUACUAUCUUCUCUCUGGAGCUUUUAACCACAUCUCAGUCUUCCUCAGUGGAUGGUUUUGCACAAUCUGAAAGGUCUGAGCAAAUUCUGUCUUGAAGGAUGUGGUUGGAAUGUCUGGAAAAAGCUAAGUAAGUAGACCUUGAAUAAGCCUGACAAAUAUUGGAUUUUUUUAAAUUUUAUUUUAAUCUUCCAUCCUCUCCUGUCGACUCCUAAAGCUACUGAACACUUCCAUCCUUCUAUCCUUUCAACCAAUUUCCUACCUGUGAACCUCUUCUUUUCCCUCGUCUCCUCACCUUUUUGUGUUUUUCACCUCGAGGAGAGAAGGAAGUCAUCCGGAUGUUGAAGUAUUCCUUUGGGAUAUUAUUUACUUGGGAGAUUUGAAUGCAUUUCAAUGGGAGAAGUAUACACCUGUGCCACGGAUUCUUAUUGGAUUUUUACUAAUUUGCCCCUCAGUUGUUCGAUGAAGAGCCAAUUAAAAGGUGUUUAUCCCUGACAUCCGCCCACUCCAUCACCUUGUUUUUCAUCCUCAAGUUCUCCACUUUGAGAAAUGAUGGAAAGUCAAAAGGAAAAAGAUGGAUGCUGUCAUAUUCCUUCUCUUUCUCUUUCUUUUUGUUCUUUCAACUGGAAAACACAAGGUGCUCCCUCCAUCCCCUGCUACAAACCACAAGAUCUUUUUCACUCUUGUUUGCUGGAUCAAUCAUUUCACUCCUGUGAUAAACAAACGGACAAAUGGAUGGACGUCACCUCCUUCUGACUACUGAUUUACAAACAGACAAGGUCUAUUUUUUAAGAGAAAACUAUAUGAAACAUUUCAAAUAUGUUGAUUAUUCUUGGUUUUGUUUAUUUGGUUUACCCCACUCUCUCCCCUUCCUGGACUUUUUGCAAGAGACUGUACUGAUCUCGACCCAACUCAACACCACAAACACCACUGGUGCAAUAAACACUGGAGUUUGGAAGAAUACACACAUUUACACACAUUUACAAAAUUUGUGUUACUAUACAAUUGGAUAAUCCAUACUUUAAUAUUUGAUUAGCUGAUCAAAAGCCUCUCAAAUGUGAAAAUUGGCUUUUUGCUAUUCUGUAUUAUUUUAGAUUGAAUAUCUUUGCGAUUUGGUUCAACAGAGAACGUUUGAAAAACUAUCUUUUGGUUCUUGGAAGUUGUGUAAGUCCAGAAAGUGUCAUAGAAAAUGAAGAGGUCAGAGUGAGGGGUCGCUAAGGUUCAAAAUUGAAAACUGCAGUUUUAUUGGUCAGGAAGGACCAAAGAAGAUUAAAUGGUCUCUCUUCUCUAAAGAUCAAGUUCUAAAACUAAAGAUCAUAGUUAUCCUAGUAAGUAUAGUAAUACAAAUCUACACACACUAUACAUCCCUCUAAACACACACCAGGGUGGCCUACCUGGGCACUGCUGCUGCUGACCGCUGCCUCCAUGACCUCUCACCUUUGACCUCACCACUGUUUGAUGCCCACUCGGACGCCUGCUCCUGAUUGGCUGCAGGAGGUUGUUGGGCUGAACUGUGGUUGGUCAAUUCAGGAAGGGGGGGUGGGAGGAAAUCCCAGGUGCAAAAAAUAUAUAAAUAGAUAUAUUAAUGAAAAAAAGCUUAUAAAAAUGAUAUGUAGAAAAAAAGAUGUUAUGUGAGAUGGGAUGCUUACACCCUUCAUGGGAAAUGUAGUUUGAAGAAAAUAAAUAUUUGUAGUUGUCUGCGGAGGCUGGAACAACAGAUUUAAAAAAAGAGAUGCCUAGGACAAUUACUCAGAAUGCAUUCAUCUUAGUAUUGUUAAUGUUAUUUAUUUUAUAUUUUGUUAAAACUGUGAUUUUAAUUGUAUAUAUAUAUAUAUAUAUAAACAAAAACCCUUGAACAUCCAA